Molecule: messenger RNA, 4221 nt
Organism: Perognathus longimembris pacificus (Pacific pocket mouse)
Lineage: Eukaryota; Metazoa; Chordata; Mammalia; Rodentia; Heteromyidae
Gene: Retreg1
Product: reticulophagy regulator 1
Exons: 7
Coding region: 849-1919 (356 amino acids)
Biological process (GO): reticulophagy; negative regulation of neuron apoptotic process
Cellular component (GO): endoplasmic reticulum membrane
Source: RefSeq, a predicted model, not a curated record
CAUACACACACACACACACAUACACACACACACGUCAGAGCAAGAGAGAAUCAGCUAUGGAAAACUAUACAGCAAAGAGCAAAGUGUAAAAACAGCAGCCCUAGAGCCCAGCCAUGUGCCAGUGAACUGCCUACAGAGGACACUCGGGGGGAAAGCCCUUUGCCCACAAGGGCACCCGCUCAAAUCCAUGAGCACCUGUGCACGCGUCCUCUGAGUUGAGAAAUCUAGAUGACUCAGAGGCAGCUUUUCUUACAGAGAUCUCCCAAAACCUGAUUGCUCCACAGGCCAUUGUGUUUUUCCUCUCUGAGUGAGGGAUCUUUUAGCGGAAUGGCCAGGCCUUCUGCAAACAAGCCUCCCAGCCCUCGAAGGGACAGUCUGUCUUGCUCUCCGCUCUCCAACUCUGCCUCCUGCGACUGGAGAUCUGAUAGCCCGGGGUGAAGUUUCAACCAGCUCGCAGUCACUCCACCUUUCGGUGGGUGCCCGAUCAUGCCAGGAAAGAGAAGGCAGGCCUGCCCCGUGAAGUCAUUCCACGAGGGUGGUGACACGGCUCACACGACUGCGGGAAAACACUGGCUCCCAGCUGCUGUCACGGCGCUGGGAGUAAGAGGUGACCUCUUUAUUUUUAGAAGGGGGCUGUCAUAAUAACCCAGCCCUUCGCUUCAUUCAAGGCAGGUGGCAGGCACUUUGGAAGUUUGUAAACACCGACUUUCUGAGGGAGGGAGGAGCACCUUUCUCCCCAAAGGACAGAGCUUCACUCCUGGGGUUUUUCCUCAUACUAUUCUGUGUGGCUGUGGAAAAGGACACUGUUGUUUGGCCUUAGCGGUGUGGCCAGAUUUGUAAAGGCAGAAAUGCCCGAAGGGGAGAACUUCGGACCAGGCAGAAGCUGGGAAGUUAUCAAUUCCAAACCAGAGGAGAGACCUGGACUCAGCCACUGUAUUGCAGAAUCAUGGAUGAAUUUCAGCCUAUUUCUUCAAGAAAUGUCUGUUUUUAAACAGCAGAGCCCCGGCAAGUUUUGUCUCCUGGUCUGCAGUGUGUGCACGUUUUUUACAAUCUUGGGAAGUUACAUUCCUGGGGUUAUACUCAGCUAUCUAUUGUUACUGUUUGCAUUUUUGUGUCCACUGUUUAAAUGUAAUGACAUUGGACAAAAAAUAUACAGCAAAAUCAAGUCAGUUCUGUUGAAACUAGACUUUGGAAUUGGAGAAUAUAUUAAUCAGAAGAAACGUGAGAGAUCUGAAGCAGAUAAAGAUAAAAGUCACAAAGACGAUAGUGAACUUGAGUUUUCAGCUCUUUGUCCUAAGAUUAGCCUCACGGUUGCUGCCAAAGAGUUAUCUGUGUCCGACACAGAUGUCUCAGAAGUGUCCUGGACUGAAAAUGGGACCUUCAGCCUCUCGGGGGGAUACACUCCGCAGACAGACACUUCUGAUGAUCUUGAUCGGCCUGGUGAAGAAGUGUUCUCCCAAGAUCUCGCUGAUUUUCCAUCCCUCGAAAAUGGCAUGGGAACAAAUGAUGAGGAUGAAUUAAGCCUCGGCUUGCCUGCCGAGCUCCAGAGAAAAAAGGAACAGUUGGAUGGUGGUCGCAGCGCAAGUCAAGAGAGGCAGUCGGCAGCUGGCCUCUCGCUCCCUCUGAACAGUGACCAAGCCUAUCGCUUGAUGGGUAACCUGGCCGGGGAAGUCAUCACAGCCGCAGUGUCUGCUGCUAUCAAAGACCAAUUAGAAGGCACCCAGCAGGCCCUGGCGCAGGCUGCCCUCAGCCCCGGAGAGGACACAGACAGUGAGGAAGGGGAUGACUUUGAACUGCUUGACCAGGCAGAACUAGAUCAAAUUGAGAGUGAACUGGGACUUGCACGAGAGCAGGAGGCAGAGGCACAGCAAAAUAAGAAGUCUUCAAGCUUCCUUUCAAAUCUACUGGGAGGCCAUUAAGCCGGGAAUUAGUUUGCAACAGAAUACCAAACAUCUCAGACAAGCAAAAAAGGAAAAGGGGGAAAAAAGGGGAAAAAAAAAAGGAAAAAAAUACAAACUGUAAGCUUUUAAUGAUUAGAUUUUUUUUGUUUUAUUUUCCCUUCUGCAGUGAAUUGGAUGUAUAUCAACUGAUACUGGUAGACAGGUUAUUUCUGAUAGUUAUUUUAUGUAAUAAGCAUGGAAAUGAACUUUACAUAUGCAUACAUACAUACUGUGGUGUCAGAAAUGAAUACACAGGGUUGUUUGUAAAGAAAAAUGAAACAAAAACCCACCAAAUUACUAAGAUCCUUCUGUAGGCAUUAUUUUUCUUUAUAAUUAACUUUCAAGCAUGUAAUUUAUUAUAACUAAUUGAAAAAUAUUAAUUGUGAAGACAUGCUCUGUCAAUGGCCCUUCUUCCUAAAACUUGGCAACAGUUUUAAGAUUUUGAAGUUAGAAGAAAGAUCAUUUAUCCAAGUGUCUUUAGUUGAAGGUGUUGGGAAAUACUGUCAAAAUUAAUUACCUAGGAAAAAUUUUAAAAAAAUAUGUAAGUACUCUAGAUAAGCAGGAACAUUUCCAUGUUAUUUCUGUGGUUCUAGACAGGCACACUUGUAACGUGGCUUGCUUCAUUGAUGGCUGCCACUAGUUCUGCAAUGGGUGGGGUUCAGUAGUUAUCACACUGAGGGUGCUUCUGAGGUAACAGGUUCAGUUGUUCUGUAGCUCAUUUCUGUCAUAUGUUUGCAACCAGAGGUGUUGCAGGUACAGAUCUCUUGUGUCCACUCAGACUUGUUACUUUCAUUUUUUACAUUGUGUCAUGGAAAAGUCUCCUAAAAUUGUGAAAGUAUAGCUAUUGCUAUGUUCCCGGUGAGUGAUGUGGUUAUCAGCAAUAAAGAAAUCAGAACUCUGUUCUCUUCUCUUAGUCUGCAUAGAUGAAAGAGAGAGAAAGUGGCUUGGCUUUAGAGUGUAUUUAUUUGCCAUUGGAGUCUAAAUAUAUCCUGUUUCUUAUUGGGAAGGUAGAAUGUAUUUUUUCCUUUAAACAUUUUUUUUUAGCUCACUUUAAAUAAAGCAGAAAUCAAGAUAGUUUUGUUUUGUCUUUAUAAUGCAAAUUUUAAGUAGUGUUGAGGGACCAUGUGAACAAAUAUCCCAAAUCUUUUUAAAUCUUCAUUUAUAGCUGGGAUUUGUCAGAUUAACAGAGAUGAGAGCAUUAGAAAGGCAUGUAGGAAAUCUGUGUUCCCAUCUUUUGGUUUAUCCCUUUCUUCUAUCUGACAUCUUAAUGUAGCAUCUCCUACAGUUUCUUUCUGAGUUAUUAAAAUAUCUAGACUGAAUUUUGCCAAAUGUUAAUGGAGGAAAGCUACUGUAGACUGAACAUUUAGGUUUCCAGGAAUGACAAUGUGUCAGUCAUUAGUUCCUCAUGACCGUGUGAUGUCCUUCAUUGACACAAAGUGAGCCCGUGCCUUCAUUUUCUUGCCCAUUUUGGUACAAAUGUAAACUUGUUAGGAGAUCUUGGAACUGUGUGGGGUUUGGAAGAAUAUAUCUGAAUUCUAUUUAAUAAAUUUCUGGACAUGAAGAAAGAUACAGCCACAUAUUUGCAAAAUAGCUGUUACCAGUAUUCUCUUUUAUAUAUAUGUAUGCUUCUUCAUUUACAAAAUAUUCUUGGGCAUGAAGUAAAAAAGUUUAAAGAUCAUUUCAGUUUCUUCACUGAGAAGAAAACAAGAAUUUAAAUAAACAAGCAAUUAAUGAAUAUGUUAUAACUUGUUGGGCAAAAUUCCAAGAAGAGAAACUCUAGGGCUGGUAGUAUUUAAUGGUAUGAACAAGACUAUAAAUUAAAGAGGGUUUACAGCUAGGUGGUUGGUAGAAUAAAAAAGAAAAGUCAUCAGUAUAGGAAAGAUAUACCAGUUGUCCAUGAAGGGUAACAAUAUAACUACAUAUGCUUUUGAGAGUACUCAUUUCAAAACUUUUCAUUGAAACUGAUGGAUGGGGAGGUAGAUUGUGUGUGUGUGUGUGUGUGUGUGUGUGUAUGCAUGUGUGUAAGGGGGCAUUUUCAGUUAAAAUACAGUAGACAAUAAGCAAUGUGAGUGAUUUACAGUAGGGGACUACACAGCUUUACCAUGUGAAUUUAUGCAAAUAGCAAUAUUUCUCUACUAUGUAAAAAACAAAACCCUGAAAAAACAAUGUCUUAUAAUCUAGGUCUGGUGGCACCCACCUGUAAUCCUAGCUACCAGGAAGGGGAAGUAGUAAGAUUGUCAUAUGCUGUUGGCUUGGGCAAAAAGCAUCAAAUUCUAUUUAA